Molecule: messenger RNA, 990 nt
Organism: Adineta ricciae
Lineage: Eukaryota; Metazoa; Rotifera; Eurotatoria; Adinetida; Adinetidae
Source: the annotation of a GenBank genome assembly
AUGUCGUCUAAAAUUUUACUCUAUUAUUAUUAUUUUUCGUUAAUUACGACGAAAAUAGUUAUGGGAAUAUCUAGUCCGAUCGAACCAUUAAGCGUACAUGAUCAUACAAUAGAACUUGAAAAGAAUUGCGUCCAGCUUUGGUGGACAGUCAACGAAGAAGAACAUCAAAUUCUUUUUGAAUUACAUGUAAAAACAACUGGAUGGAUUGCCCUAGGAAUUAGUCCAGCUGGAGGUAUGAAAGAUGCUGAUAUAGCCGUUAGUUGGGUCACAUCGUCUGGAAAAUCGUUCAUUGAAGAUAGAUUUGUAUUUGGUAAAACCAAACCUAUGAUUGAUAAUACAACACAGGAUUGGUUUCUCCUUGGUGCACAAGAAAAGAACGGAUGGACUGCCACACAAUUCAAACGGGCGUUCGAUUCAUGCGAUCCAAUGGAUGUUCCAAUAAAAUCUGGCACAAAUAUUUUGAUAUUUGCAUACGGUCUUGUUGAUCCUGAUAUUGAUAUAACCUAUCAUGAAGAACGACGCGUCAAUAAGAAAGAAAUGACAUUGGGUGUCCAAAGAACUGUUGAUGAAAUGUGUUCACAUACAUUCUCGUAUUAUCCAUUUGUUGAUAGUCUAUCAGCAUGUAUGUCAAGAAUUAAUGUCAAGUCAUGGCAAAUGAAAAUGAAUACAUCAUUAAAUAUAACGAAUAAUGACUUAGAGCAAUGGAUGAUGAACCUUACAUGGACAUCUCAAUUAGCUGCUGAGUGGCAACAAUUCUAUGAUACAGCUCAACGUGAUGUCACCAUCUAUCGAGGAAAUGGGAUUGAAUCGAAGAUUUUACCAACUCUUCCAAAAUAUAAAGAUUUAAACAUUGAAUUAUGCUCGAAAAAACUAAUGAACAAUAAUUCAUUGGGAAAUCAAUCAAAUGCCUCAAUUAUUUUCGAAAACAAAUUUUUGUUAUUAGUUUUCGUUACUUUUGUGGUUCUCUCGACUGGGAAGUGGAUCGCAUAA